Messenger RNA from Siniperca chuatsi (mandarin fish), 8047 nucleotides. It is a transcript of the gene magi2a, whose product is annotated as membrane associated guanylate kinase, WW and PDZ domain containing 2a. Gene Ontology annotation, biological process: signal transduction; receptor clustering. NCBI's taxonomy places the organism in Eukaryota, Metazoa, Chordata, Actinopteri, Centrarchiformes, Sinipercidae. The coding region runs from base 206 to 4807 and encodes 1533 amino acids. Gene Ontology annotation, molecular function: SMAD binding; beta-1 adrenergic receptor binding; signaling receptor complex adaptor activity. The transcript is spliced from 22 exons. The record is from RefSeq and is a predicted model, not a curated record. Gene Ontology annotation, cellular component: dendrite; cytoplasm.
CACAAGUUGAGCAGCUCUCAGUUAACGCAAAGGCAGACUGAUGAUCCAGCUGCUGUGCGUGUGAGUGUGUGCGCUGACAUGGAUACAACUGGCGUUUACUAUUGAAACUGGACACAUUACAGUGUUGCGGUGACACUGGGGGACUUCAAAGAGCGACAAAACUUCUUCCACGGCCGCACUCAUGUGAUUUCCCCUUGUUUGAGCCAUGUCCAAGAGCCUGAAGAAGAGGAAGAACCACUGGACUAACAAAGUCCAUGAGAGUGUCCUUUGCAGGAAUGAGGAGGGGGAGCUGGGGCUGGAGUUGAAGGGCGGCGCAGAGAAUGGACAGUUCCCGGUUAUCGGCGAGCUUCUCCCGGGCAGAGCGGUCUGCCACAGCGGCAAACUCUGCCAGGAUGAACUCCUGCUGGAAGUCAAUGAUACCCCGGUGGCUGGACUCACCACCAGAGACGUCCAUGCUGUGGUCAAACACAGCAAAGACCCUGUUCGACUUAAGUGUGUCAAACAAGGGGGCGUGAUAGACAAGGACCUGCGCCACUACCUCAACCUUCGCUUCCAGAAAGGCUCGGUGGACCACGAGCUGCAGCAGAUCAUCCGGGACAACCUCUACCUCCGCACCGUCCCCUGCACAACCAGGCAGCCCAAGGAAGGAGAGGUCCCAGGGGUGGAUUAUAAUUUUGUGACCGUUGACCGGUUUAUGGAAUUGGAGAAAAGUGGAGCCCUGCUAGAGAGCGGAACAUAUGAAGAUAACUUUUAUGGUACCCCAAAGCCUCCGGCUGAGCCCAGCGCUCUGCUGCUAAAUGUAACGGACCAGCUGCUGCCGGGCGCCAGACCCACCUCUGAGGGUAAGAGGAAACGUAACAAGUCGGUCAGCAACAUGGAAAAAGCCAGCAUCGAGCCCCCCGAGGAGGAGGAAGAGGAGAGACCCAUUGUCAAUGGCAACGGUGUUGCUGUCACCCCAGAGUCGAGCGAACAUGAGGACAAGAGCACGGACGCUUCGGGGGACAUCGCCCCACAGAGCAACACAGCGGAGGCCCCAAUCGAGGCACCCAAAGAAGACGGACUGUCCCCGAAAAUUACAGUACCCAAACCAGAGGAGAACGACGAGCUAGGGCCGCUGCCAGACAACUGGGAGAUGGCAUACACUGAGAAAGGAGAGGUGUACUUCAUAGACCACAACACCAAGACAACAUCGUGGCUGGACCCGAGGCUGGCCAAGAAGGCAAAGCCGCCCGAGGAAUGCAAAGAGGAUGAGCUUCCGUACGGCUGGGAGAAAAUCGAUGACCCCAUUUACGGCAGCUACUAUGUCGACCAUAUAAAUAGAAGGACCCAGUUUGAGAACCCAGUCCUGGAGGCUAAAAGGAGACUCCAGCAGCAGCAGCAGAUGCAAAGCCAGGGUCUGUCCUCACUGCCCCUUCCCACCAUCUACAGAGAGAAGCCGCUGUUCACGCGGGACCCCACUCAGCUGAAAGGCAGUUUCUUGUCCACAUCACUACAAAAGAGCAACAUGGGCUUUGGCUUCACUAUUAUCGGAGGCGACGAGCCUGAUGAAUUCCUCCAGGUCAAGAGCGUUAUCCCCGAUGGGCCUGCAGCAGCUGAUGGAAAGAUGGCCACAGGUGAUGUUAUUGUCUACAUCAACGAUGUGUGCGUCCUGGGCACCACCCACGCCGACGUGGUCAAACUCUUCCAGUCGGUGCCAAUUGGCCAAAGUGUCACCCUCGUCUUGUGUCGUGGCUACCCUUUGCCCUAUGACCCAGAGGAAGCUGUCAAUGCCAACAACAACACCACCACCACCAUCAUCUCCCCGCUGGGCAUCAUGGAGCAGCGACCCAUCAUGGUGAACGGCAGGACGGGCUACGACAACUAUCUGGACUAUCUCUCCCGCACCGCGCGCUUCGUCACAGACCCUAGUCAGGACCAGGUCAACGCCCAGCAGCAGCUGCUCACCCCUCACCCAGGUGACACCCACUUAGACGGCUCGCUUCCUCCCACCACUGGCACUACACCUCCUGACAGCAUCUCCAUGGCAUCGUCAGGGGCAACCCAGGGGGAACUACUGAACCUGACCAUGGUGAAGGGCAUGGAUGGUUUUGGCUUCACUAUUGCAGACAGCGCUACGGGCCAGCGAGUCAAACAAGUGCUGGAGCCUCAGGGUUGCCCGGGCCUGUGCGAGGGUGACCUGAUUGUGGAGAUUAACAAGCAACCCGUGCAGGGAUUCACACACACCCAGGUGGUGGAGCUUCUCAAGGAGUGUGGUGUGGGAGCUGAGACCAGCCUGGUGGUUCAGAGAGGUGGAACAGGUCACUAUUCACCCUGGAAGACCCCUAAGCAGGUGCUGGAGCAGUGGGAGUCCCAGCAGGGCCAGAGCAGUCCUGCUCAGACCAGCCUGUCAGCCCCUGUUAUCCCCCACAACGCCCCCUUCCCAACCCACCAUCUUCACAGGGCCUCUGUCCCAGACUCAGCCUCCGAGGCCUUGGCCCUGGCUAAGCCAGACCCCUAUGACCUUUAUGAGAAGUCCAGGGCUAUCUAUGAGAGUAGGCAACCUGGCCAACCAAGGACUGUUUUUCCUGUGGACUCCUCAGGAGCGGAGUACCAGGACAUCGAGGUGCACCUGCGCAGACAGAAGUCCGGCUUUGGUUUCCGGGUGCUGGGCGGGGACGAGGCAGGGCAGCCUGUGAGUCCGGAGACGCGUGAGAAGAUCUUGAUUGGUGCAAUCAUCGAGAAGAGUCCAGCAGACCUAGAUGGACGCUUACGGCCCGGUGAUGAGCUGCUGUUUGUGGAUGGGAUCCCAGUGGUCGGGAAACCACACAGAUACGUCAUUGACUUGAUGCACGGGGCGGCACGAAAUGGCCAGGUGAAUCUGGUCAUCAGGAGGAGGGUACAAGCAGCAGGUGAGUCCUGUCCAGAGAACGGCCGUAGCCCUGGCUCUGUCUCCACGCAACACAGCUCCCCCCGCAGUGACUUUACAUAUGGCAACAGCACCAUCACUACCCAGGCACCCAACGCUGGCAUGGGCAACACCACCGCCCCUUCGGACAGGACGUCGACCCCCAACACACAACCCAGUGAUGUCAUCAUAAAUCGAAAGGAGAGCGAAGGCUUCGGCUUCGUCAUCAUCAGUUCGCUCAACCGGCCCGAGGCGGCUGCCACCAACAGUGAGUCCGCUGUGCCCCAUAAAAUUGGCCGCAUCAUCGAGGGCAGCCCGGCCGACCGCUGCGGGAAGCUGAAGGUGGGAGACAGGAUACUGGCAGUGAAUAGCCAGUCCAUUGUCAACAUGCCGCAUGCCGACAUCGUUAAGCUGAUCAAGGAUGCGGGCCUCAGCGUCACCCUGAGGAUCAUACCGCAGGAAGAGAUCAGCAAUCCCCCAUCAGCCCCAAGCUCAGAGAAGCAGAGCCCCAUGGCCCAGCAGCACAGCCCGAAAAUCCAGCCAAGCACCGCUUCCUCACAGCUCAACCCAGCGGUGACAGAGCCCAACCCUUCUGUUAGCCAGCCCAACCCCAUGCCACACCAGAGCCCUGUGACCCAGCUGCCCGCCCCUCCACCUCAGAACUACACCCAUGAGAGCAGUUACAGGUCAGAGGUGAAGGCGAGGCAGGAUGUUAAACCAGACAUCAGACAGCCACCGUUCACAGAUUACAGACAGCCGCCGGUGGACUACCGGCACCCUCCUGUGGCAGACUACAGGCAGCCACCCACGUUGGACUACAGGCACCCGCCACUGCUCGACUACAGACAGCUAGCUACUGACGCCAGGCAGUUCGCCAUCCCAGACUACCGAAUGCCACCAGUUCAACUUGCACAGGACUUUGACUUCUUCACAGUGGAGCUGGAGAAAAGUGUGAAAGGCUUCGGUUUUAGCAUCCGUGGAGGUCGGGAGUACAAAAUGGAUCUGUUUGUCUUACGACUGGCAGAGGACGGGCCGGCCAUCCGCAACGGGAGGAUGAGGGUUGGGGACCAAAUCAUUGAGAUCAAUGGAGAGAGCACCCGGGACAUGACUCACGCCAGGGCCAUCGAGCUGAUCAAGUCUGGAGGCAGGCGUGUUCGUCUUCUCCUAAAGAGGGGUACGGGGCAGGUCCCAGAGUACGAUAAUGCCGCCCCAUGGGAUGCUCGCCCUUCAGCCUCCCCAAGCCUGUCGGAAGUAGCCCCUCCCACCGACAGUCUUUCCAUGUCAUCGCCUUCAUCUCAUCUGGCCCCGGCCCCCGACCCACCUCACCUGCCGCCUCUGGAUGUCCCUCAAGACCCGGUGGCAGGACACAGCAGGAAGGAGCGUUCGAAGAGUCCCCUGAAGGCCGAGCUGCUAAAUCCAGAUCUGUUCAGCCAGGGGAGGAGAGCGGCUACAACCAGCGGGAGUGGCAGAGCCAAGAAGGAGGGUGGCGGGUCCACUCAAAAGGGGCACAGGGUGCAGCCCACUACUGAGGGGGAAGGAGGCAAGGAGGGGCAGAGUGGGGAGCCCAAACCUUCCAAGAGCACCAGAGGGAGAUCCAAGGAGAGAAAUACUGGGGACAACAGAGAAUCCACCCAAUCUCCCAUUGUCUCCAAGCUCCCGCACACUAAUGGGAACAGCAGGGAAGAUGUGGAACGUUACAGUAGCGGGCGGCAGCAGCAGGUGGAGUCAGAGCAGAGCAAGUCCAGGCCCAGGGAACCGGACAGGGUCCUGGGAGAGAGCCGGCCCAGCCUGCCCAACAAGAGCACCAGCAGCGGCAGCGCAGCAGGGAGGAAGGCCACGGUCUCUCCUGGGCCUUGGAAGAUCCCUGGAUCAGACAAGCUGCCCAGCACACUGCGCACAGGCACAUCCACGCUGAGCAGAUAACACCGCGGCUCCGGCAGGAUACAGUGGCCACACUCAUCUGAACUAAACCGCCCCAUCUGGAUGAAACUACCAUCCUCACACCUUCCCGUGCUCCUUUAUACCCCCUCGAUCCCAUUCAAUCAUAGACCACAGAGUCAAAACCAAGGAGGGGGCAGGGUGAUCUGGACCACGUGUUUUUAGAGUUUUAUUUAUGAUAUUGUACUCUAAAUUAUUUUGAGAAAUAUUUUACACCCACCACCUUAAGAACUGGAAAAUCAUCCACUUUUUAAAAAAAUGGAAAAGCAAGUAGAAUGUGUGUGUAGCAUGGCGGGGAAUCAUUCGGGGGGUACAAACUUUGAAGAACUCUAUUUUGAGUUCUCCCCAUGCAGAACAAACAUGCAAAUAUAAACAACUGACAGGAAGCAACUGUCAGUUGCCAUUGGAUUUUUUAUAUAUAUCUUCACAGUGGAGUCUGUUUUAUGAAAUGGAAUGUUAAAAAGAAGGUUUGCCUGUUUUUGACGAGAGCGAAUGGAGCAAAGAGUGACAGCAGAGAUGAACUUUGCCUUAACAGAGACUGUAUGGGCCUGAAUCUGUCUUGAAUAAUCUAUCAGAUGAUUAUAGACAUAGAUAUAUUAUAAUGAAUAUAAAUAUGUGGGAUCAUUUUGUAAAUAAGAUCAUCUUUAAGUGACCAGAACCUUAGUUGAGCCGAUGGAGAUUCUAGUCCAUGCUUAGACGAGCUGUGGCGCGACAUGGACCAGAACCUUCACCACACCAACUUCUCCCUCUUCUACACUCCCGUUCAGCCCUGUGAUUGCAGUUUGGGGUCUCAGCAGGCCUGCUGCAGUUGACUUCACGGUCUAUUUGUGCUUGAAUCAUCCCAAGUACAGUGGGGGUGUCGUGUCGAUCCAUUUUUCUCAUUUCUGUGCUUAACGAACAAAGCAAUCCACAAUGGUGGUGUCCGGACACUGAGAGAAGGAGCUCACAUGAUACUGACCGAGGGGCAGAGUGCCUUAGACUGACAGAGAUGUUGGCUUUUAAGUCAAAGGUUCAACUCUAAAACACUUACGAGGGUUCCAAACAGGCUGCUAUACAACAUCAACUUUACAGAUAUAAAUAAUAAACUGUAUUUUUUCAGAUAUGAGUGUGAUACGGUGAAAUAUAUAAUUUAUUUCACAAGCUUAUGUAUGGAAAUUAGUCCAUUACCAGAGGUAUUGACGGUCCUUAUUUGUGCAAGUGGUUCAUUUUGGGUCAUGAUAGUUUUCAUUACUGAUUUUUUAAUGAGGUCUGACACUAUUCAUUUCCAUGAAGAAUUGCUCAUAUGAGAUGUAAUUAAAUGUCAGCACGGAGCAAAGCUUUGCACCCAAACCAAACCAAACUAGUAAAAUCUGAUAUUGAGUCAUCAAAGAAUCAAUCUCACUUGUCAUGAGCUUGCUCGCCUAACAAUCUGUAACCUGAAUGAAUGAAUGAAUGCCCUCGAUUUGAAAAAGAAACAUUUCUAUCAUUUCCAGAUUGGCUGAGAAGAGGUUGCACCUGUCACAGCCACUGUCAGCUGCAGACUUUUAUUUGAUUAAGAUGAUUCUGUCUACACUGUGUGAUAUUAAGAACUACACCUCCAUGCCAAAGCUCCCUGUAGAUUUUCAUUUUUUUUUUUUUCAGCAUACACAUACCUGCCCCAGAAUUUGACUCUAUCUGAAGACAGAUAGCUGUCACUGGCAGAUUUUAUCAGCUGUAGCUAGUGAGCUAAUUAAGCUAAUGUUAGCGCCAUAAGUUGGCUAAAAAUGUGUCUCUGGCUGACUUUUUGAUGUUUCCAGUCGACUCAUUUUAAAACAAGAAUCUUGCAAAAAGGGGUCUUAAAUAUCCACUUGAUGGCUACAUACAUGAUAUUGUGCUAAAAGACUGAGGCUAAAGCUGCAUGUUCCAGGCAAAAAGUCAGUUUGUGAUAUAUGUAUACAACAUGGAAAUAAAGUAACAGCAUUGUUCUUGUAUUGCAGGGGAGAGCUAGUUAGUCCAAGUAUUUUAAGUAUGAUAAUAAAAUAUAUAUCAGACUGUUAUUUCAUUAUAACAUAACACAGUUUGGCUAUUAAGCUUCCAUACUUUUGUUAUUUUCAAACAGUAUGUUUUUACUUUUAACAUUACAAAAGAAAAGUCUUUUAGGAUGAGGACUAAUUGAUGAACCUGGCAAACAUAACGCUAUCUCGGGUAACGCUGGCUGGAGUUGCUGGAGUGCAAAAUGUACUCAAAUCCAACAAAGCGCAGGAGAGAACUGCUAACAGCUAGUAAACUAAUAAGCCAACGAACACAGCUCACAUUAGAGCAGAUAAUCAAACUGUUUAAUCCAUCCCUUACACCUUUGUUCCAGUGAUUUUGGUUUUGGAAAGGCUAAAAAAAGACUUUUAAAUUCUUUAAAGAUGUGAAAAUUCUGAGUGGUAACUUUUCCUCUGAAUGAGUCAUAAUACCAGAAAAAAACAUUUCCUCUCCUUCCUCUGCUGAAGGAAGUGCAAACAGUGUUUAAACAAUAAAAGAGCAAAGGGAUACAAGUCAUCACGUUAGCCAUUGUGAUCCGUAAUUACACAAGGAAUAAGCAGCCUGACUCUAAAGCACAAUCUCACACAGAGGGUUUGGGAUAUGAAUUAUUAUGUCGGAGAAAAUCAUCAGCCAGGCACAACCGGCUCAGCCCUUCAAUCGCUUGUAGAUGGUGUGCAGGGACAAUAUCAGAAAAACACCCCCAACCUAAAUUUUACAUUUGUCAGACUAAAGGUAGCAAAUCCUGCCUACAUACUGUACCAUCAUGCUCAUUUUCUCCUUUAUUUUGUGACUUGUGUUUGAAGCAGAAACUAAAAAAUGUGCGUAUUUUUGCUCAGCCUUUGCACAACUCACUGCUUUCCACGUCUGAGCUGUCUCCAUUGAGCCAAAUUGUAAGUAGUUUUCUACAGAUUGCAAAAAGAACAAAAAAAGAGGGGGUUUUUUGCAAAGUGUGUGUGUUGAAAUAACAGCACGUGCUACACCAUGGACUCCCACCCAAGCGGCUCAGUAUCACUGUGUAGUGUUAUAGCAGUGUGUAGAUCCUGAACAAAUAUCUCUAUAAAUAUGACUCAGUGUACUAUUGAUGGUCACAAAGACUCUAAGUGGAGCAACUAUUUUUAUGAAAUGCAACACUAUGGAUAUAUUAACUUUUGCAAAAAUCUUGUUUACCUGUAUGAUAUUCUGAAACGCUGUCAAAAUAAAAGAAAAUCUUGACACAUGAAAGAUUUAUUUAGGACA